GUUUAAAGCUACGUCACCAACCAGGAAGUAGUGGAGAACCUAGGUGCUAAGACAGAACUGUCUUUAAAAAGGUCUCUGUAUCUAGCAAUUCAGUAAAAAAAAGACAUGCUCGACAACAGUGAAUUUGCAACUUUACGAAACAGAUUCAGGAGAGAUGCCGAACUUCUUCUGCAAGGAUCUACAUUGGAUGAAAAUGAGGAAAAGGGUAAAAAGGAAGAAGAGGCAAAAUCUCUCCCACGCUUUAACAGACAUUCUGUCUUCUGGAUAAUGGCGUCCGUGGCUGUCACAUAUUAUGUCGACUUCCUGAGCGUUCUCAUGCAGAGCGAAGACAUCAAAAGUUGGUGGUUUAAUGUGGGUUUGACACUCCUUGGUAUCUGCCUUACCCUGGCCGGGUUUUGCAUUGUGUACCUGGAGUGGUAUAAAGGCAUCACGCACUAUGACCAGGAAUACCCUGCCAUCCCCCCCCUUACCACAGCAGCCUUCAUUGCAGCGUCUUGCAGUUUGAACAUAGCACUGUGGCCAGUUUGGUCGUUCUUCACACCGCUCAUCCUGUUCACUCAGUUCAUGGGCAUAGUGAUGCUCAUCUCGCUACUUGGCUAAGAUAACCGGUGAGAUCUGUGAAAGGAAACUGUACAAAAUCAACAAGUUCUGAAUAGAGUGCUGUAAAAUGUACUCAAUGAUUUAAAAUCCGCUCCCUUUGUUUUAGUACGUUAGCCUUUUUAAAGUCAGUCCAAAGUUUUGUUUGUUCUUUCACAUUCAUAUUAUUUUUAAGUGAUUUCACAAAUGUAUAUUUGUACCAGAGCUGUGCAGAUGGGUUAUAAAUCCAAAGCUAAAACCAAACGAGCAAAUUGAUAUGCCAAAGAAGGGGUCUGGAAUAUUUUGAGACUUUUCUUUCUUUGAAAGAUCUGUGAAUAUCACUCGAGAAGAGAGCAGAGACUGAGAAGAAGAAAUAUAGAUAUGCAUAUAAUUGAUUGAUUUUUAAAAUGCACUAAUGCAUCACAUUUGUAAAAGUGUUCACCACCUGCUCUAUGCUGCAAGAUAACGCAAUGAAAAUAUUUUAAAUACAUUGAUUUUAAGUAACAAAACAUGAAAUAGGCAGUUUGUUUUAUUUAAAAAGCAAAUAAUUUAUUUAUGUAGCAUAUAAAUCUUCCACAAAAGCAAACAUUGUUUGAAUGGAUAGAAAUGUUCUUGCUACAACUAAAUUGCACACUUAUGUUUUACAGUCUGACUAAAUUAACUUCUACCUUAACUAUUGAACCAUUUGAUAUUGAAGAGGGACUUUACCAUUAGAUUAUGAUGUUUCUUUGUUGUGUACAAACACUCCAUUCGACUACAUGUGUCAUAUUUUUUGUUGAAACAUUACAUUGAUUAAUAAUCACAAUUUGAUACGUUCUGAUUUUCCAUUAGUGUGGGCAACGUCAUUGAGUGGACUGAUUAACGUUGAUUUUUUUUUAAUCUAAUAAUUUGUUUGACUUGUGUAUAUAUUAAUUUUAUUUUGUGGGUGUUUUUACAAAGUUGGAAUAAUGACCGUAUACAAUAUUUGUGUAACUUUUUAAAGUGUUCGUUUUUGCUAUAUUAUUUGAUUAAAAUGUAUUUAAUUCUAA
Messenger RNA from Gadus macrocephalus (Pacific cod), 1604 nucleotides. It is a transcript of the gene tmem128, whose product is annotated as transmembrane protein 128. The transcript has 4 exons. The record is from RefSeq and is a predicted model, not a curated record. Bases 106 to 600 code for a protein of 164 amino acids. Lineage: Eukaryota; Metazoa; Chordata; Actinopteri; Gadiformes; Gadidae.